GGACGGCACACCUUGGCAUGGACGCCAGAGUGGAUUGAACACAGGAGGGGGGACUGCCCCAGUUAGAGCCAAGCGGGUGGCAGAGAGGUGGUAGGGGUGACCUGCCACUCCCAUGCCCGCCCCUCCUCAAAUGCCUGUCUCUUAGGUUUGCUGGUUGGCCCCCGAGCAGACAGCAGGGAAGGAGAAGCCCUUUGUCUACACCCAGGGGCAGGCAGUCCUGAACCGGGCCUUCUUUCCAUGCUUUGACACGCCUGCCGUCAAGUGCACAUACUCAGCCCAGGUCGAGGUCCCAGAGGGCUUCACAGCUGUGAUGAGUGCGGACACCUGGGAGAGGAAGGGGCCAAACACGUUCUUCUUCCGCAUGAGCCAUCCCAUCCCCUCCUACCUCGUUGCUCUGGCCAUCGGAGACCUGGUUUCCGCGGAGGUGGGGCCCAGGAGCCGGGUGUGGGCCGAGCCCUGUGUGGUCGAGGCUGCCAAGAAGGAAUAUGACGGUGUGAUAGAGGAAUUCCUGGCCACGGGAGAGAAGCUUUUUGGACCCUACGUUUGGGGAAGGUACGACCUGCUCUUCAUGCCACCUUCCUUCCCGUUCGGAGGGAUGGAGAACCCUUGUCUGACCUUCGUCACCCCCUGCCUGCUGGCCGGGGACCGCUCCUUGGCCGAUGUCAUCAUUCACGAGAUCUCGCACAGCUGGUUUGGGAACCUGGUCACGAACGCCAACUGGAGCGAGUUUUGGCUCAACGAAGGCUUCACCAUGUACGCCCAGAGGAGAAUCUCCACCCUCCUCUUCGGGACCGCCUACACCUGCCUGGAAGCUGCGGCCGGGCGGGCGCUGCUCCGCCAGCACAUGGAUGUCACGGGCGAGGAGAACCCCCUGAACAAGCUGCGGGUGAAGAUUGAACCAGGUGUUGACCCGGACGACACCUACAACGAGACCCCCUACGAGAAAGGCUUCUGCUUUGUCUCCUACCUGGCCCACUUGGUGGGCGAUCAGGAUCAGUUUGACGCGUUUCUCAAGGCCUACGUCAAUGAGUUUAAAUUCCAAAGCAUCAUAGCGGAAGACCUUUUGGAAUUCUACCUGGAGUACUUCCCUGAGCUGAAGCAAAAGAGAGUGGACACCAUUCCAGGGUUCGAGUUUGAUUGCUGGCUGAACACCUCGGGCUGGCCACCGUAUCUCCCCGAUCUGUCCCCUGGGGACUUACUCAUGAAGCCUGCGGAAGAGCUGGCCCAGCUGUGGGUGGCGAAGGAGCUGGACAUGAAGGCCAUCGAGGCCGUGGCCAUCUCCUCCUGGAAGACCUACCAGCUGGUUUACUUUCUAGACAAGAUCCUUCAGAAAUCCCCUCUGCCUCCUGGGAACGUGAAGAAGCUGGGAGAGAUGUACCCAAAGAUCUCGAGCGCCAGCAACGCUGAACUGCGGCUGCGCUGGGGCCAGAUUGUCCUUAAGAACGACCACCAGGAGGACUUCUGGAAGGUGAAGGGCUUCCUGCAGAGUCAGGGGAAGCAGAAGUACACCCUCCCGCUGUACCACGCCAUGAUGAGUGGCAGCGAGGCGGCCCGCGCCCUCGCCAAGGAGACCUUCGCGGCCACCACCUCCCAGCUGCACAGCAAUGUCGUACACUACGUCCAGCAGAUUGUGGCACCCAAGGACACCUAGAAGCCCAUCCCUGUGUGCCCUUGGCCUCUACCUCCUCUCACUCUGCGGAAUAAUCAGAACGAUCAAUCCCAAAUCCCUGUUCUCCGGUCCACUCCCCAAGUUUGUGUCCCUCGAUGGUCUGUCUGUCCUCUGGGUUUUGUGUUUGUGACUCGUGGGGACUGCUGUGGACCCCAGAGACUCCCACGGCCCUCAGUGCCCGUGCUGCUCCGUGGGGCAGGUCUCCCCCCACUUGAGCGUCAGGGGAGGGGGAAGAGCAGAGAGUCCUUUUCAUCUCUGGCUGAUUCUUAAAGUUCUAUGCAAAUGGCUCAUUCAGGUAAUUCUUUUUUCAGGUUUAAUCUGUAUUUUAAUAAAUCUUUUUAAAUGAAAAGUG
Miniopterus natalensis is the source of this 2021-nucleotide messenger RNA. NCBI's taxonomy places the organism in Eukaryota, Metazoa, Chordata, Mammalia, Chiroptera, Miniopteridae. The record is from RefSeq and is a predicted model, not a curated record.